GCGUUUUUAUAAUCAAAAUUCUGUUAAAGACACGGAGAAAAUAAGCUCAUGGCUCUUUAAAUAAAACUCCUCAUGGGUUUAGUUUUAGUAACUUGACUCCGAUCCUUUUCCACAUCCUCCUCGUACAUCCUGCAUCCCCAAUUCUCAGAGACCUGCGGAUCUGCUGACGUGUCGGCCGGUUCUGCUCAUGCUCGGGCAGUCGACUAGCAGUAGCUUGCCAGCAUGGCUGCUGUCGUUGUGGAUUUGUACCUCCUAGUGAUACUUUUUAUUGUAACGGGAUCCGAAAAGGCAGUAGAUAAAAGGUUUUCGGACAUAAAGCGAUGUAACGACGACGAAUGUAGCAUGUUAAUGUGUAGGGGGAAAGCAGCACAGGAUUUCUAUGGCCCAGACUGUCGGUUUUUGACUUUCAAAAAGGGAGAGACCAUAUACGUAUACUAUAAGCUCUCAGGAAAGAGGAACGAUUUGUGGGCAGGAAGUGUGGGUAGCAGAUUUGGCUAUUUCCCCAAGGACUUACUUGAAAUAAAUCACAUAUAUGGUGUGAAAGAGCUAGAGAUUCCCGCAGAGGAAACAGACUUUGUAUGCUUUGAUGGCCAGCUUGGCACAUUUGACAGUUAUGAUGUUGAUCAGCUCUUGGGUUCCUCUGUAUUAUUGACUGAAAAUGACACUUCAGGUCAAGAAACGGCAGCAGCAGAAAAAGUGAACCAGGGUAGCAAUGCUCAGAACCAGGUAGAUAAGCAGGAAGAUGAUGUGCCGUCUCAAAUAUCUCCCGAGGAAAGUGAUGACACUGAAAAAACAACUGAUGAUGAAAUACAUCUGCUGCACGAUAAUGGCGGUAGUGAUGUUUUGGACAAAAAGAGUAACAAAGAGGAAGAGGGUGAAGAAAGAGAACUUGUUGAUGUAAGAUCGAAAGAAACCUCUCAGCUGAUGUCUGAAAAACAAAAUCAGAUUCAGGACAUACAUACUCUGGAAGGUGACAGUGAUGCUGAAACCACAGCUGAAACAAUGAAGGAUGACUUAGAUCAAGAUGAGAACAUGGUGGCUUCACAUGAAGACACAGCAGAGGACAACACAACCAAAGAUAAAAGCCCUUCUCUGGGUGAAGACAAGCUUCUAGCCAAAGAUGAUGUGCCUGAAAAAAAUGAUAAAAUUGAUGUUUCGGAAGUCCAACCAGCUUCUAAUUUGAAAACUACCAUUGGGUCAACCUUUGAUGCUGUUACCACAGAUGAUGAAAAUACCCAGAAAGUAACCCCAUUUUAUGAUGAUUUUGAGAGUGAAGGGGAACUCUUAGGUACAGAGCAGGACGAGCCAAGUGAGGCUUCAGAAGUAACUCCUUUAUUAUCGUACUCUGAAGACAAUGUUGAAGACACUUCUGAACAGGAAGGCGUUUCAGAUUCUUCUAAAUCAGAAGACAGACUUGGCUAUAAAGCAGAGGAAAUGACUCAUGGUGAGCUGGGAGAGGUACUGAGAGAAGAUCCAACAAAAGAAGAAAUGAAAGAAAAUAAAAGCAUGUGGACAUCAUUGGGGGAUACUGUCUUUGCCAUUGUAAGUGGUGCUGAUAGAACAAAUCAGGUAACCAGUUUAGAGGACGAAGAUGAGGAAGAUGAUUUUGAAUUAGAUGUGGCAGAGGGUAAUGAGGAUCCAAAAAGUGAUACAAUACCCCUUUUAGGCUCAGAUGUACAGGUGGACCAUGGAGAAUUGCCUCAUUCAUCAGCAAAGGAAACUGUUAGUGAUGAAAUUAUUCAGGAAAUUCCAGAUGAUAAGGUUACUGAUGAAUAUUUGUCCGUACAGAAAACAAAAGAAAGAGAAGGCUCUGACGAUAACUAUAAAUUAAAUCAGGAACUUGAUUUGGUGGUUAAUCAAAAUGGCCAUGCAUCUAAAUUGCCUUUUGAGUCAGAUCAAGAAAGAAAACUUGAAUAUGAAAAUAUGCCAGAAACCCCAGGCAGACAACAUGACAACCUAAAAGUCACUCUGGUGUCUGAAGUACAAGAUGCGCCAAUUGGUCAGGAGAGUGGGCUACAUGUUGAAAAGAUUAGUGAUGAAACAAUGAAUGACUUGCCAUCUGAAGAGUUUAUGAACAAAGAAGCUGCCCAGGCUCCAAAACAACAAGAAGAUAUUAAAGUCCAGAGUUCAGAAGGAAAUAAAAACUCUGAUACAGUUUCAUCAAAUAUGCAUUCGCUCAGAAACAAUCAAAGCAUGGAAGGAGAAGAAAAUGGAACACUUCAAGAAGCCAUCUCUGAAAAGACUAUUGUUCCAGAAGAACAGUCACAUGAUGAAUUAACUGAAAUUGUAGGAGGCAAUCAGACAGAUGAAGGCAUUGAUUCAAGAAUAUCAGCAAACAAUACAGAAGAAGUUAAAAAUGUCAGAGGGUUAGAAGAAGAGCCUGAACUGAAACUGGAUUCAGAUGUGGUAAACACUGAACAAACAGUUAAAGUUAAUGAGGAGUUACCUGUAUUGAAAGAUACAUUGGAGAAAGAUUUUGAACAUGGAGAUCUUUUCUCCAGCAAGGCAGAUGAUUUUGAAGAUGGAGAUGAAGAAAAUGAGGAAGAAUUGCUUGAAGAUGAAAAUGCCAUGUUUUCUUCAUCUACAAAAAUUGAGAAUUUACCUACAGAUGCUGAUGAAGAAGAAUUAGAUACUUUGCCUGAUGAAGACAAAAAUGUUAUUAUAGAAGAGGGCACUAAGGAAACUCAAAAUGAUUCCAGUGAUAAGGCUUUUGGAGAGCCCCAGCCAUUAAGUAAAACUCAUCUCGCAAACAACGAAACUGAAGCAGCAAACAAUACAGAUGUGAGCACAGAAAAGAAAAGGGUAACAGAAGAGCAAGAACAUACUGAUGUCAGAGAGACAAGUGUUGCCACACCAGGGAGAAGGCCCAUUGAAGAAGAUGAAGAAUCUACAAAUACAGAAGAAAAACAUGCACCUUCACCUGAACAUCUUACGGUAAAUGACAAUGACAACUUAGGCCAACAGGAAAAGAAAACUCUAAAGUUUAGUGAGGAGAAAGAACAUGGUGACAGUAUUACAGAGAUUACUCUUCUUAAAGGUUACUUUGAUGAGAAACGCAUGGAGCGCAUUAGCAAAUUCUUGAGUCCUCAGCAUAUUCUUCGAGUGGAGGCCAUGUUCAAUUACUUGGAUCAGGAGCUGAAGAAGGCCAGGCAGACAUUUGAGACCAUAGAGGAUAUUGAAAAAGCUUUAGACAGCACCUUGGAGUCUUCAGAGACCAGAAUCCUGGAUGAAAUUGAGAGGAUGUUGGAUGCUCGGGAACUGAAGAAUGCAGAGUUCAUUCAAAUGGAUGGUAAUAUGCUUGAUGAAGAAGCUGCUGUUUUGGAUGAUUUCCAAGAGCUAGCUUUCCAGGUUCGACAGAAGUAUUCAGCAGUGAGUGAUAGUACUCCACUGAUGUCAAGGAAUAGUCUUUCCAAAGACCCUGCCUCUGAGGCGCAAAAAGAAAAACUGGACGUUUCAGAUGUUCUUGCAGAAAUUGACAUGUUGACAAACAACCACACCAGCACUAGGGAUGAGAUUGAAUUGCAAGAGAAGCCACUGAACCAACAAGAAGAUAAUGAGAGGCCUUUGUCAGAGAGGAGACACUCAAAGACCAGGUCGGAUAUUGGAGUUGAAGAAGAUGGAGGUCACUUCAACAGAAACAAGGACAGCCAUUUCAUGGAAGAUGUUGAAGAAAUUCAAAAAGGCCCUCCAACUACUCUGGAAAAUACUUUGGAUAUUGGCUUAGGUAUUGAUGUGGAGCAUCCCUCUUCAGGUUUUUUGGAAUCGCCUAAAACACCUGAUUACUCUGAGGAUGAAAAAGAAGUUGAGUCACAAAGUGUUCUGUCAUUGCCAAGCAUUGCUGAAAUUGGGAAGUUUUUCACUUUGGCCAGGGAAUAUUUGGGAAUAUAUACUGAAAUUCUGGUUGGUACCCUGCCUGAGGAAUGGCAGCCGGGUCCCACUUUCUAUGGGCUGCCGUGGCAACCAGUGAUAGUAACGGCUAUGGUGGGACUCCUCUCAUUUCUGAUUUUCUUCUGGCGGACACUGCUCGCGGUCAAGAGUAGAACGUAUCUCCUGACUGAAAAGCAACUUGUGGAAAAAAUAAAACAACUAAUUGAUGAAAAAUCUGAAGCUCUUUCCAAAAUAUCGGAACUGAAUAAGCUGAUUGAAGAGCGUGAACAGCAAUUAAAAGUGUCAGAAAAAUCAAAAUCAUCUGCUAAACGUGAGAAUAAAGACCUCCAGGACACAUUUAAGGAAUUGCAGCGAGCAAAUGAACUCAUGAAGGAGAAGGUCAAAACUCUGAAUAGGUCUGUAGAGGAAGAAAGGAAAAAGAAUCGUCAGCAAGAAGAAAUUAUUACAGAAACACAGAAAUCUGUUGACAAGUUUCAAAGUAUAAUUAAAUCCAACAGAACUGAAUUGUCAAAGGUGCAAGCCCUUGUUGAAGAGGCAAAAUUAAGGGAGGAAGCUCUGAAGGCUGAACUGCAGUCCUUUGAGAAGGAAAACAACAUAUUGAAAUCCAAGAAAAAAGCUCUACUGAAAGAUGCUAAAGACUGGGAAGAAAAACACAGAGAACUAAGCGAGCAAAUUAAAGUUUUUCAGAAGUCUCAGAAGGAACUGGAAGAUACUGUUGUGCACAAAGAAAACGAAAUUGAGGUUUUGUCUAACUGCAUUGCUGAGCUGCAGCAGCUUGAGGCUGAUGCCAAGUAUGAGAGUGCAGACUUGCAGAAGGGAGAUGCUAUGAUACUAGCCAAUGGAGAAGCUCUGGACCAGAAGAAUGACACAAUAAAGAACCGAAUAAAACAGAUGAUGGAUGUUUCACGGGUGAAGACAACUCUUACCAUAGUACAAGAAGAGAGAGACCAUUACUUCACAAAACUCUUAGCUGAGGAGAAAGAGAGGCAUGAACUAGAAGAACAGAUAAAGAAACUGGAGCACGAUCAGGCUACCAUGCUCAGUGAGAAGUGCCACCUGGAAUCACAGUUCAAGACAAUUCAGCAAAAACUUGAGAUAAUGAAUGAGAUGUACCAGCAGAAGGAGAAUGCCCUUCAGCAGAAACUGACGCAGGAGGAGUUUGAGCGAAGGGAGAAGGAGCAGAAGCUCUCGGAGGUGGAUGGGAAGGCUCUGCAGGCUGAGGAGGAGUUAAAGACCUGUAAGCAGAGGAUACAGGAGAUCGAGGAAGAGCUGCAAAAAACAGAACGCUCCUACAAAAAUCAGAUUGCAUCUCAUGAAAAGAAAGCACAUGAAAAUUGGCUGAAUGCACGAUCGGCUGAAAGAGCUCUAGUGGAAGAGAAGAGAGAGACUGCAAACCUGAGGCAGAAGCUUAUUGAAGUUAAUGAGAAGCUGGCUGAACUACAGAGACCAUCUCUUAUCAAACCAACACCUGGCCGUCCAGACAGGCAGUUGCCACCAUUUCGGAAAGGAGAUUCUUUUGGUCCUUCCCCUGUGAGUGGAGGUGCCCCAUCACCUCCUCCGAUGUUUGAGGGUCCAGGACGCCCGCCCUCUGCUCCUCUGGGGCGAAGAGAGCCCUUUGGACCAGUUGAUAGCCAGCUUGGCCCAAGAAGACCACCUUCAGAAACAUUAGGACGAUUUUCAGACCUUGGACACCCCCCUCCUUCACGACCUGAUGCUGCAGUUAGUGCACCGAGAACUUCGUCUCCUAGUGUUUUGGAUGGAUCGCAGAAUCCUCCUGUAGAGACUCAAGCCCUUCCCUCUUCCCUCCCUAUUCCCGAGGUCUUAGAGGCUAUGAACUCAAAAUCCCAAGGUCCCCCAUCAUUUCCAGGAACCCCAAUUAUGAAUUCACCAGCUUCUGGUGCUACACCUCCUGCUAAAGGGUUUGCUCCUCCAUUAGUGGCUGGGCCAUUCCCUCCUUCCCUCAAUGGUCCUACCCCUCCUCCACUGUUGGGACCCCUGAAUGGACACCCCCCAAUGCCCUCCGCUGUACCUCCCCUGGCACCAGGCCCGCGAUAUGGACCGCCACAUCCAUCCAAGGGACCCUAUGGCCCAAGGCCUUAUGGAGCAGUUCCACCUCCUAAUGUCCGUGGUCCAGUACCGCCUCACAGAGACUACCCUCCCGGACCGCCGCCUCCUUUUGGGCCUAGAGACCUUCCCGCUGGAUUUAGGGACCACCAUUCAGCUCCACCACUGCCUCAUGGCCACAGGGACUAUCCCUUUCCUGCCAAAAACCUUCCUCCCGGAGGCAUUCCACCACCUGGAGUUAGAGACUAUCCAGGGCCCCCUCCUCCUGCCCACUUGGGGCCCCGAGACUUUCCUGCUGGGCCUCCCCCUGUGCCCAAUAUGGCACCCAGAGACUACCCUGGCCCAGGAGGGCCUGCACAGCAGGCUGCUCCCAGAGACACGUCCUCAACAUUGCAGAACGAACCAUAAACAGCACGCGCUAGCCUGGGGUGAUACUAUAUUCACCUGCAUAAAUUGGACUUUUUUUAAUCCUGCUGCUUCCCUCACAGUAAAAAUUUGGUUGGUUAAAAAAAUAAAUAAUUAGAAAACCAGUGUCUUGUCAUAUGAUGUCUGGGACUAAAUAAAAUCAUUUCAAUAAGAAAACUGAGGGAGGCCCGCCAAUGUGAAGAAACAUAUUGUGCAAUAUUACCCUUUUCAGUCUCUUCAUUUUUUUUAGAUCAGUGGUGUUCUUAAACGCUUUUGAACAAUGCAGAGUUUUAUUUGAAGUUUCCUGUGGAAAUACUUGUUUAAUUAUAAACAAAAGUCCAAGUAUUCAGUUUUAGCUCUUGAGUUCCACAAGUUCACAUUGCAUACACCUUGCAUCCACCUAAAGCUUUUGCUUUAUUAAAGGAUGUAAAGGUAAGUUGUGUACAAAAAGGUCAGAUGUAUAACUUAUUUUACUAUAUUCUUAGAUUUAUUAAUAAAGUUAAUAAAAACUA
Molecule: messenger RNA, 6869 nt
Organism: Lepisosteus oculatus (spotted gar)
Lineage: Eukaryota; Metazoa; Chordata; Actinopteri; Semionotiformes; Lepisosteidae
Gene: mia3
Product: MIA SH3 domain ER export factor 3
Biological process (GO): endoplasmic reticulum to Golgi vesicle-mediated transport; vesicle cargo loading; protein secretion
Cellular component (GO): endoplasmic reticulum exit site; endoplasmic reticulum membrane
Molecular function (GO): protein binding
Source: RefSeq, a predicted model, not a curated record